AUGACGCGCUUGAAGAAACCCGCAGCAGAGUCCCGUGCGGAGAAGGACAGUCGCGGACGGAGAAGAGAUGACAACAAACAAACAAACAGAGGAGAUAAAAAGCCGCCGCGUCGCUUUCAGCUCGGAACUCUAUCUGUCUUUGAGCUGAGCAGUGUGCGCGCGUGCUGCUGCCUCCCUCCUCCUCCCCCCUCGUCCUCCUCCUCCCUCCUGCCUCCCUCCUCCUGCCUCCCCCAUGGGCUCGAGUGGGAGAGGAGCCAAUGCAAGCGGAGGGGAGGCGUGUCUUCGCGCUACACCGAGACCUCCCAGUGCAGGUUGUUGCGUUCGGGCUCUAAAGCCUGGAGACCUCCGAAGUGCGCGUCAGUUUCACAAGUAGGAGCCAUGGCGACAACAGCUCAGUACAUCCCGCGGAAUAACUCCUUGCCGUCUAACCCGCUCAUGCAUCCGGACUCGGACAGGAUGCACCAAGGGACGACUUACAGAGAGGUGCAGAAAAUGAUGCACCACGAGUAUUUGCAGGGGCUUGCAGCCACGAACACGGGACAUCCGAUGAGUUUGACGCACCACCAGUGGCUGCCCACGUCCAACACCGACUGGUCGAGCAGCAGCCACAUCCAGCAGGAGCACAAGAGCAGCGUCCAGAGCCGCGAGGACCUGACCACGAGCUUCCAUCACAGGUCCCACCUGGUGCACCAGCAGCAGAGCGCGCACCACGGCUCAUGGGCGCCCAGCACCACGCAUCAUCUGUCCCCGCUCUCCCCCGCGUCCAACGGCCACCAGUCCUUGGUGUACUCGCAGCCCGGGUACACGAACCUCAACGCGAUGAUGAGCCCGCUCAGCCACGGCAUGCGCGACUCGCUCCACGACGACACGUCCGGCGGCCACGACAACCAGCUGGAGUCCCCGCAGCAGUUCAGCCAUCACCAAGACCACUCGGACGAGGACGCCCCCAGCUCCGACGACUUGGAGCAGUUCGCCAAGCAGUUCAAGCAGCGCAGGAUCAAACUGGGCUUUACGCAGGCGGACGUGGGCCUCGCGUUGGGCACCCUCUACGGGAACGUCUUUUCUCAGACCACUAUCUGCAGGUUUGAGGCUCUGCAGCUCAGCUUCAAGAACAUGUGCAAACUUAAGCCGCUGCUAAACAAGUGGCUGGAGGAGACGGACUCGAACACAGGCAGUCCCACCAAUUUGGACAAGAUCGCGGCGCAGGGCAGAAAACGAAAGAAGAGGACGUCCAUCGAAGUUGGUGUGAAGGGAGCGCUGGAGAAUCAUUUCUUAAAAUGCCCAAAGCCAUCCGCGCACGAAAUCAGCACUUUAGCCGGCACUCUGCAGCUGGAAAAAGAGGUAGUGCGCGUGUGGUUUUGUAAUAGAAGACAAAAAGAGAAAAGAAUGACACCAGUGGGGGUCCCGCACCCGAGUAUGGACGAUGUAUAUUCCCAGGCAGAGACCCCUCCUCUACACCGCACACUACAGAGCCCUGUGCAGUGA
Molecule: messenger RNA, 1485 nt
Organism: Knipowitschia caucasica
Lineage: Eukaryota; Metazoa; Chordata; Actinopteri; Gobiiformes; Gobiidae
Source: the annotation of a GenBank genome assembly